GGAGGCUACAGAUGGUGAAGCUGACGGCGGAGCUGAUAGAGCAGGCGGCGCAGUACACCAACGCCGUGAGGGACCGCGAGCUGGACCUGCGGGGGUAUAAAAUUCCUGUCAUUGAAAAUCUAGGUGCUACCUUAGACCAGUUUGAUGCCAUUGACUUUUCUGAUAAUGAAAUCAGGAAACUGGAUGGUUUUCCUUUGUUGAGAAGACUGAAAACCUUAUUAGUGAAUAACAACAGAAUAUGCCGUAUAGGUGAGGGCCUUGAUCAGGCUCUGCCCUGUCUGACAGAACUCAUUCUCACCAACAACAGUCUUGUGGAAUUGGGUGAUCUGGACCCUUUGGCAUCUCUUAAAUCAGUGACUUAUCUAAGUAUUCUAAGAAAUCCUGUAACAAAUAAGAAGCAUUACAGACUAUAUGUGAUUUAUAAAGUUCCACAAGUCAGAGUACUGGAUUUCCAGAAGGUGAAACUAAAAGAGCGUCAGGAAGCAGAGAAAAUGCUCAAGGGCAAACAGGGUGCACAACUUGCAAAGGAUAUUGCCAGGAGAAGCAAAACUUUCAAUCCAGGUGCUGGUUUGCCAAAUGACAAAAAGAAAGGUGCGCUGUCUCCAGGGGAUGUGGAAGCAAUUAAGAGUGCUACAGCAAAUGCGUCAACUUUGGCUGAAGUGGAGAGGCUGAAGGGCUUGCUGCAACCCAGUCAGAUACCUGGCAGAAAACGCAGAUCAGGCCCCACUGAUGAUGGUGAAGAGGAGAUGGAAGAAGACACAGUCACAAAUGGGUCCUGA
Hippopotamus amphibius kiboko is the source of this 779-nucleotide messenger RNA. Its product is annotated as U2 small nuclear ribonucleoprotein A'-like. Gene Ontology annotation, molecular function: protein binding; U2 snRNA binding. The transcript has a single exon. Lineage: Eukaryota; Metazoa; Chordata; Mammalia; Artiodactyla; Hippopotamidae. Gene Ontology annotation, biological process: mRNA splicing, via spliceosome. The coding region runs from base 12 to 779 and encodes 255 amino acids. Gene Ontology annotation, cellular component: U2 snRNP. The record is from RefSeq and is a predicted model, not a curated record.